This is a messenger RNA of Zerene cesonia (dogface butterfly), 709 nucleotides long. Its product is annotated as homeobox protein DBX1-like. The record is from RefSeq and is a predicted model, not a curated record. The coding region runs from base 1 to 684 and encodes 227 amino acids. The transcript is spliced from 3 exons. Gene Ontology annotation, molecular function: DNA-binding transcription factor activity, RNA polymerase II-specific; RNA polymerase II cis-regulatory region sequence-specific DNA binding. Gene Ontology annotation, biological process: regulation of transcription by RNA polymerase II; cell differentiation. NCBI's taxonomy places the organism in Eukaryota, Metazoa, Arthropoda, Insecta, Lepidoptera, Pieridae.
AUGUGCGCGUGUCGACAGAAAAAAUCGUCGUUUCUAAUAGAUGACAUUCUUGAUGAUGCCGGUCGGGGUGUAAAGACUGUAGAUUAUAAUGCCAAUACGAGGUUGGAUGACCUGCAGACGAAAUUCAGCGUUAUGACAGAAGUGCAGAGGGAGCUGGGAGCGACACAAACGAUGGUAAAUCUGGAGCACAGACGGAACACAUACCCUUUAUAUCCUACGCCGGUAAAGGCGAAUUUCGCGUGGCCGUACAAAUUGAAGAGUUUCGAGCAAAGACACUCAGGGUUGUACAGUGAGCCGGUGUUGAAUUCUGAUCAAAUUCUGCGCAGCCAGCUUUCAAUGAGCAGAUAUGUGCCAGCUCCCUACUCUGUACCACCAUUCAACUUUGAUAGAGUACCCUGUUGUAGUCCGUGGUGGGGAAUGGGGGGGAGGCGGAAAGGGGGGCAGGUCAGAUUCAGCGCAGCGCAAACCGGCGCGUUGGAACGGCGAUUUGGUGCUAGCAAAUACCUGAGUCCUGAUGAGAGGCGAGCCCUAGCUUCUUCUUUAAGAUUAAGUGAUAGACAGGUAAAAACAUGGUUUCAAAAUCGGCGGGCAAAAUGGCGCCGUACAACUUCAGAGUCAGCUGACCCCGGCAGCCCGGCCAGCGCAGACGCCUCCGACGACGAAGUACAUAUCUCUGAAUCCUAAUUUAUUCUUAACUUUAUUUACUUUA